CAUAAGCGGGGGCGGGCGAGGGGCCGCCCGUGGAGCGCAGCACCCGCGGAGCGAUGGGGCAGCCGGGGGUGCCCCUGGCCCUGCUGGGGCUGGGGCUGUGCUGGGCAGCGGCGGCCGAGCGGCACACGGUGUUCUGGAACAGCUCCAACCCGCGGUUUCUGUGGAGUGACUACACGGUGGAGGUUCGUCUCAAUGACUACCUGGACAUUAUCUGCCCCCACUACGAGGAGGGCAGCGUGGACCCCCGGGUCAUGGAGCGCUACACGCUGUACCUGGUGGAGCUGGAGGAGUACCAGGCCUGCAAGCCCCGCUCCAAGGAGCAGAUCCGCUGGGAAUGCGACAAGCCCAGCGCCCUGCACGGCCCCGAGAAGUUCUCAGAGAAGUUCCAGCGCUUCACUCCCUUCACGCUGGGCAAGGAGUUCAGGGAGGGACACAGCUACUACUACAUCUCCAAACCCAUCCACCACCACGGUGAAGCCUGCCUGAAGCUGAAGGUGACGGUGACAGGCAAAGGCACUCCAGCACCGCCUGCCCCGGCCUCGACGCAGAAGGGGAGGAUCCAGGCAGACGAUGCGGCCGCACACGUGCUGAGGAGCGUGGGGCAGAACUCGGCCAUGCGCAGCAGCAGCCGCCCCUUCACCUUCAUCAGCCUCCUGCUGCCCCUCCUGCUGCCGCAGGGGCUCUGAGCCGCCCCUCGUGCCCGGACCCACCGAGGCUGUGGCCAUUGGGGACCCCCGUGGUCCCCGCACAUCUGCCCCGUGUGCCCUGCCCUGCGCACAUCUGGGCCAGGAAAGGAUUUGUCAGUAUUAUGGGGCUGGAGGGCCCAAAGCCAUCGGAGCAGCUGGAGCCUUCAGGCUUCCCUGGCCCUUCCAGGAUGCUCCUGGCAGCCAGAGGCCGAGCGGGAGCCUGGAGCUGGAGGGGCUGAGGUGCCCCAGACUGGAGAGGGGCAGGGGGCUGGCACCCCUGCCCCGCAGCUGAGCUCGCCCACCGCCCUCGGGGCUUUCCCCGUGGUGGGCUGGAACUGGAAUGUGUCCUGCAGGCGGGGACGUGGGGGUGGCCUGGUGACACCCGUGCAGGGGGCCACUAACCCCCCAGUGUCAGUGGCCUGGGAGCACAGACAGGCUGGAGACGCCCCGCAGCCAGGGGAGCGGGGUUAAGAGAAACAUCCCACUCCUCAGUGCGCUGCACCCCUACCCCUUCCUUCAUCCCCUGGCCCUUCCCCAUCCCUCCCCUCCGCUGGGUGCCGGAGGGGCCCCCCAGCACCCCCUUUGUACAGCUUUCUAACACGGGACUUUUUUAUACCAUUGUCGGGAAUAAAUAACCAAAACCGUGCUGAGCUCCUGAGACCUCCCCCACCCUCCUGGGCCAAGGCUCUCCUGGCCCCUGCGGGGGGUUGGGCUGGUUAAUUAAUUAAUUGGCUGGUGUUUGCACGGGGCUGUUAAGUGGCGAAGUGCCACAGUGGCUGGCACUGUCCCCGGCUUUAUCUGGUGACACAAAGGCCUGCCCUGAGGAUAGGGACCCCUCCCCCUGCACUGGAGGGAGCUUCCAGGUGGGGGGCAGCGGCUCCUGGGACAAACCCCGCUGGAAUGCGACAGACCCCGUGGGAUGGGUCUGAUAAACCCACCGCUGGUGAGGAGGGGGCUUGGGCAGGGGACACAGCCUGGCUGCACCCCAGGGGCCCCCACGGGGUGACCCCAGGGAUGUGGGACCCCCGAGGGGGAGACACUGUGGGUGCGGCGAGCUGGGAUCACAGGGAUUUGGGGGCCCUGGAAUUGGGAAUUUCAGGGAGCGAGGGUCCUGGAGAGGUGAGAUUUUGGGGUACAGGGAUGCAUGACACCCGAAUGUGGGGGACCCUAGAGAUGCAGGGUCACGGAGAGGGGUCACAGGGAUGAGGGACCCCAGCAGGAUGUGUGGGGGCACCCUGGGACAGUGGGGUCACAGGGAAAUGUGGAUCCCAGGGAAAUUAUUGUCACACGGAUGUGUGACCCUCAGCAUGUGUGGGAACACCCUGGGACAGAGGGGUCACAGGGAAAUGUGGAUCCCAGGGAAAUUGUUGUCACAGGGAUGUGUGACCCUCAGCAUGUGUGGGAACACCCUCGGACAGAGGGAUCACAGGGAAAUGUGGAUCUCAUGGCUGCAGGAUCCUGGGGAAUUGUGACAGAGAUGAGUGACCCCCAGGAUAUGUGAGGACACCCUGGGACAGCGGGGUCACAGGGAAAUGUGGAUCCCAGAGGAAUUGUCACAGCGAUGUGUGACUCCUGCAGGAGGCGGGGGUGGGGAGCUGGGCUCACAGGGGUGUGAGACCCCGGGCUGCGCAAUCUGCACCACGGGGCUCACCCUGGGCCCCCCAAACCUGAAGUGGGGCGCUCAAUACCCGCCACCCUUGGGGUGCUCCCCCCCACACCGGCCCCGGUGCCCUCCCGGUGCCCGCGGCAGGUCCCG
Molecule: messenger RNA, 2442 nt
Organism: Onychostruthus taczanowskii (white-rumped snowfinch)
Lineage: Eukaryota; Metazoa; Chordata; Aves; Passeriformes; Passeridae
Gene: EFNA1
Product: ephrin A1
Exons: 5
Coding region: 54-686 (210 amino acids)
Biological process (GO): ephrin receptor signaling pathway; axon guidance
Cellular component (GO): plasma membrane
Molecular function (GO): ephrin receptor binding
Source: RefSeq, a predicted model, not a curated record